This is a messenger RNA of Tupaia belangeri chinensis (Chinese tree shrew), 2501 nucleotides long. RefSeq names its product kelch like family member 21 (gene KLHL21). The record is from RefSeq and is a predicted model, not a curated record. Gene Ontology annotation, biological process: protein ubiquitination. Lineage: Eukaryota; Metazoa; Chordata; Mammalia; Scandentia; Tupaiidae. Gene Ontology annotation, molecular function: protein binding.
AUUUAUAGCAGCACUGCCGGGAGUGCAGCGUCUCUCCGCAGGCCCCGGCCGCGGCGUCCCGGUUCCUUACACGGAAGGCAAAAUGGAGCGGCCGGCUCCCCUGGCCGUGCUGCCCUUCUCGGACCCCGCACACGCUCUGAGCCUGCUGCGUGGCCUAAGCCAGCUCCGUGCCGAGCGCAAGUUCCUGGACGUGACUCUGGAGGCGGCGGGCGGGCGCGACUUCCCCGCGCACCGCGCUGUGUUGGCGGCUGCCAGCCCUUACUUCCGCGCCAUGUUCGCAGGGCAGCUGCGCGAGAGCCGCGCGGAGCGGGUGCGCCUGCACGGCGUGCCGCCCGACAUGCUGCAGCUGCUGCUCCGCCGCGCCAUGCACUGGCCGCAGCUGUUGGAGGCGGUGCGCCUGCCCUUUGUGCGCCGCUUCUACCUGCUGGCGCACGUCGAGGCCGAGCCGCUGGUGGCGCGCUGCCCACCCUGUCUGCGCCUGCUGCGUGAGGCGCGGGACUUCCAGGCGGCGCGCUAUGACCGCCACGACCGCGGGCCCUGCCCCCGCAUGCGUCCGCGCCCUUCUACCGGCCUCGCUGAGAUCCUCGUGCUCGUGGGCGGCUGCGACCAGGACUGCGACGAGCUGGUCACCGUUGACUGCUACAACCCACAGACUGGCCAGUGGCGAUACCUGGCUGAGUUCCCGGAUCACCUGGGCGGGGGCUACAGCAUCGUGGCGCUGGGCAACGACAUCUAUGUGACCGGUGGGUCCGAUGGCUCCCGGCUAUAUGACUGCGUGUGGAGGUACAACUCGAGCGUGAAUGAGUGGACAGAAGUGGCGCCCAUGCUGAAAGCCCGCGAGUACCACAGCUCCUCUGUGCUGGACGGGCUGCUGUACGUGGUGGCUGCCGACAGCACGGAGCGCUACGACCAUACCACAGACUCCUGGGAGGCCCUGCAGCCCAUGACCUACCCCAUGGACAAUUGCUCCACCACUGCCUGCCGCGGCCGGCUCUACGCCAUUGGCUCCCUGGCCGGCAAAGAGACCAUGGUGAUGCAGUGCUACCACCCAGAGACUGACCUGUGGUCACUGGUGGACUGCGGCCAGCUCCCACCCUGGUCCUUUGCCCCCAAGACUGUGACUCUGAACGGACUCAUGUACUUUGUCAGGGAUGACUCUGCCGAGGUGGACGUGUAUAACCCAGCGAAGAAUGAAUGGGACAAGAUCCCAUCUAUGAACCAGGUACACGUAGGGGGCAGCCUCGCCGUCCUGGGAGGGAAGCUGUAUGUCUCUGGGGGCUACGACAACACAUUUGAACUCUCAGAUGUGGUAGAAGCGUAUGAUCCAGAGACUCGGGCAUGGAGUGUGGUGGGACGACUCCCAGAGCCCACCUUCUGGCAUGGCAGCGUCAGCAUCUUCCGCCAGUUCAUGCCCCAGACACCCUUGGGAGGGCGUGGCUUCGAACUGGACAGUGGCAGCAAUGAUGUGGACGCAGGCCAACACCGGCCACCGCAGAACCGUGACGAGCUGCACUAGCCCUGGCCUGGCCCCAGGAGGGCCUCGGUGCAGGUACCUUGGCACCCCAUGGGGCAGCGGCCCCUCCUUCACCAGAAGGAAGGGUGGGUCUCACUGGGUGGCUGAGUGAGCUCCCGGAUCCAUCACCCGGAAUGUUUCCAUGCAUUUAGUGUGAGUCCAGCUGCUGGAGUCAAAGCUGGUUGUGAACAUGCCUCUGCGGGUCGAAGAAGAGCCACUGCCUUGCCGGCACAUGUGUCUGGCUGCCCGAGAUCACUCCCAGCCUGCAGAUCCCCGGCUCACACGUGCAGCACACACCCUUCCUGCUGUUGCCACACGCAACGACUAGUUCCCACUUUGGGAGGAGAGCCACUGGAGCGGAGGGGUCCUCCCAUGAGGGUCAGAGAAUGGCUUUGAGCAUCGAGGACCAAGUAGUCAUCGGCUACAGUCUCCACAUCCAGUACUCCUUACCCACCUCCCAGGGUGGGCCUCCCAGACGCUGACCAUAAGCUGCAGAACUGAGCCGGAGUGUGCGCUAGACUGGGGUCCAGAGGGCCUCCUGAGUUUUCUGUUUGCAAAGGAUGUGGCCCUGCCCGUCUGAGUUUCCCUGGUCCCUCUACUCAGCAUGGAAGCCUCACCUGGGCCUUUAUCCCAGGCCAAGGAAGGAAAGGGUGAAUGCCUGCCGUGCAGGGUCAUAGCUUCUUCCUGGAAAGUGAGACCUCGGGAGUCUGACACUGACACCCAGCCAGGACAGCUGCAGGUGCCUAAGCCUUCGCCUCCAAGGGAAGGAUCUUAUUGCUUCUAAAGGAAACUCUGAGCACUGGUGGUCUCGGUGGUUGGGUCUAGGAUUUAAAAUGCUUGUAGUUUGUCCCUUAAGAGAAGGGGGAUGGGGUCAGCAGAUGACAUGGUGAUUAAGGUGCUGGAUCCCACAUAGUCAGCUAUGCGGUUCAAGUCCUAGACCUGGUGACUUGGAAAUCAUACUGGGUGUGUGUGCGUGCGUGCCCAAACU